AUGGCCGAUUGAUAAAAUCGUCCGAUAACAAUUCUUAUAUACUGACGUGAAUAUUUCUUUACCUGAGUGAGAUACACGUGAUGCUGUACACAUGAUUAUCACAUUAUGGAUGCCUGACAUUUAAUUAUCGUAAUCUCAUGAAAAAAAUAUCUCGAGAAGAAACAAAUACAUGUAUAUAACGAAGGAUUAAAAACUGUGAUAGAACCAUGGAUUUUUUCAAACAGUUGAUUAACUUUGUGAUUUUGGCCUCUUCACUUGUUACACUAACGUCCGGACAAUGUACUUAUCGUGACCAGUGCUCGUGUACAAUGGCGGAUGGCGGCCUUUUAGACCUGUCCUCACUAGGCAAGCAGGACCAGACCCCGGCGUUCGCAGACAGUUUUGCUUCCGAUGGCUAUUUUUAUUCCUUCAAUCCAUGUUACUCGUUUAUAGAAGGCGCCUGCACGAAUGCUGCACUCUGUCAGAUAAGCGGAGACCAAUCACUACAAUAUCAGAUCGGAGAUUCCACCAGUACCGCAUUUGACUUUGAUGGGACCAACGUUCACGUGAAGUAUACCUCCACAGAUUCCACUGGUCUCACAAGAACUGGAGAUGUGACCUUGCUCUGCGAUCAGUCUGGACAACCCGCGAGUUUUCAACCACAGGGUGAAAUCUCCUCAUUGAAUUAUGGAUUUACACUUACAACAAAAUGUGCAUGCUCCAACGGAUGUGGUGGGGGACCUCCCCCUCCUAACCCAACCACCAAGCCACCUCCAGGACCAGGACCCGGACCCGAUAAUUCGGGAUCCGAUGAUGACGGAGGACUUGGUAUUGGAACUAUAUUGUGCAUAGCAGUUCUUGCCAUAGCGGUGACGUACCUGGUAGCGGGCACGGUAUUUACUAUGGGCGUGCGCAAAAGUCGCGGAAAAGAGGCUAUUCCGAAUGUUACUUUCUGGACGGCACUUCCGGGACUCAUCAAGGACGGCUUCAAGUUUACAUUCCAGAAGGUUCGACCGGGAUAUACGAGUGUCAAAUAGAGCGUUGUGGUCACGUGGUCACAUCCAUUACGAAACAUUCUUAUUUCUGUCUCAUCCAUUCCAACUCAUUGAUAAAAGUAACGAUUGUAUAUUACGAUUCGCAUACAUGCAUUUUGGUAACCAAAACACAUUGGAAGUCUUAUAGUAAAUAAUAAAAUAUGUUUAUUAUAAUCGAA
Ostrea edulis (European flat oyster) is the source of this 1192-nucleotide messenger RNA. RefSeq lists its product as uncharacterized. The record is from RefSeq and is a predicted model, not a curated record. Lineage: Eukaryota; Metazoa; Mollusca; Bivalvia; Ostreida; Ostreidae. The transcript is spliced from 7 exons. The coding region runs from base 207 to 1016 and encodes 269 amino acids. Gene Ontology annotation, cellular component: trans-Golgi network.